UUUUGGAGCGUGUACCGAGCAAUAUACCGUCAGUUGGAGGACGAACGUUGAAGCUUCUUGUACACUGCACAACAGAGUGUGCACUUAACGAAAUAUAAUUCGACUCGUUUACAGAAAAAAUAAUUGAAAAUGAGUUCCGUGGAUGAGGAUCUAACACCUGAGCAAAUUGCAGUGCUGCAGAAAGCUUUUAAUAGCUUCGAUCACCAGAAAACCGGUAGCAUCCCUACGGAAAUGGUGGCGGAUAUUCUGCGGUUGAUGGGCCAACCCUUCGAUAAGAAAAUUUUAGAGGAACUCAUCGAAGAAGUGGAUGAAGAUAAAUCAGGUCGCCUGGAAUUCGAAGAAUUCGUACAAUUGGCUGCCAAAUUUAUCGUCGAGGAAGAUGCUGAAGCCAUGCAAAAGGAGUUGCGCGAAGCAUUCCGUUUGUAUGAUAAGCAAGGCAACGGUUUUAUUCCAACAACAUGUCUAAAAGAAAUCCUGAAAGAGUUAGACGAUCAAUUGACGGAAGCUGAGCUCGAUAUAAUGAUCGAGGAGAUCGAUUCGGAUGGAUCUGGCACGGUGGACUUUGAUGAAUUCAUGGAAAUGAUGACAGGAGAGUAAAAAAAUAUCCGAAAUCAUCUGAAAAGUCGCCGUCUCUUAGCUGAACGAUUGGUCUUUGGAGAACAAACUGAAGAUGCCGGCAGACAAUUUUGUAAUCUACUUACUUUGCAUGA
Molecule: messenger RNA, 710 nt
Organism: Anastrepha ludens (Mexican fruit fly)
Lineage: Eukaryota; Metazoa; Arthropoda; Insecta; Diptera; Tephritidae
Gene: TpnC73F
Product: troponin C
Exons: 5
Coding region: 130-597 (155 amino acids)
Molecular function (GO): calcium ion binding; enzyme regulator activity
Source: RefSeq, a predicted model, not a curated record